AUGUACGGGCAUGCAGAUGCAGAUGAGGAUAUGGGUCCAUGUAUGCACAAUGAAUCCAUGAAUCCAGAGAGGAGGAGGAGGAUGAGGAGAGGAGAGCAGAGAGAGGCGGGCAGGAAGGAGCAGGGACCAGGACAAGGACCAGCUUUGCGACGACGGCAUCGAUCGCAGGCUCUGCUCACAAGACGGCCUCGUGGAUGGUGGUGGAACGAGGAUGCGGUAGACGGCGCUACAAGCGACUGUGGCGGCGUCGACGUUGAGGCUGCUGGCGACCCGGGCUGGCUGGACGCUGUGGCCGAUUCGGGCGACGUGGUGAGAGCGCCGCCGCCUGGAACAGCUAAACCGUCAGUUAGCACGUCCAAAUUAGGCGCUGUAGUGAGGCCACUGGCCACUGAAUGCACCGCCAAAGGGCGACAACCGCAACCACAGCUGGGUGCCACUGCAGGCGCAGGCGCUGGAGCUGGCGCUGGCGCUGGCGCUGGAACUGGAACUGGAACUGACCUGACUGCCCUCCCGCGGCUGCUACUGCGCCGGCUGCAGCUGUCACUGCUGAUCCUCCUCCUAGCGGUCCUGUGGCCGCUGUGGCCGCUGUGGCCAUGGCUCUCUGGGGGGCCGAUCGCUGCUGGCGGUCGCUUCCUCUGGCUUCGCGCUCCCUCUCCAGCCUCCGCUUCCCUUCCCACAGGGCGCUCGCAGGAGGAAAAGUGGGCAGAGGCUUUGAUUUUUGAUGUCUGUUUGGUGCCCUCCACUUUUAAGGGCGUGGAGAAGGAGGAGCCAUUUCUCCGCAUGGAGCCGGAUUAUCUAAGAAUCAGCAUCAUCUCAGACGCUUCCCCAGCUCCACGCCGCAGCCCCGGCUCGGGUGCUAGCCAGUCGCUAGCUGCUCCUGAGAGCUGGGGAAGACAUGGGGGGCUGCCACAGGCGAUGCAAUGCUACGACAGAUGCGGCGCGCGUCCCGGGCUCGAGCCAGCACAGCACUUCAGGCUCAGGCGAGCCGGCAUCGAGAAUCAGCCUCUGCCGCCUUCUUUCAGGGGCUUGCGCAUGGCCGUCUGGUCUUAG
Molecule: messenger RNA, 1050 nt
Organism: Trichoderma gamsii
Lineage: Eukaryota; Fungi; Ascomycota; Sordariomycetes; Hypocreales; Hypocreaceae
Exons: 5
Coding region: 1-1050 (349 amino acids)
Source: RefSeq, a predicted model, not a curated record